AAGAUGGCGGCGGCGGCGGCGGCUGCAGCCGGGACCCCAGUCGGACAGUGGCGGAGGAGCCGCCGGCUCUGACCUCGCUCUGGCUCCGGUCCGCGCGGCGGAGCGUGUGCGAGGCCCCGCGCGUCGGGCAGGGGCGGCGGCGGCGAUUGCGCGCCGCUCGGAGGAGCGCCCGGGCGGCGGCGCGUCUGCGGCUGAGGAGAGAGCCGGCUCCGGGCCUCCGCGUCCUCCUGCUCCCCGGGCCCCCCGCCUCCUCGGGGGGGCGGCGGCGGCGAUGUUCUCGGUUCUCUCGUACGGGCGGCUGGUGGCCCGCGCCGUGCUCGGCGGUCUCUCGCAGACCGACCCCAGGGCCGGCGGCGGCGGCGGCGGCGACUACGGGCUGGUGACCGCUGGCUGCGGCUUCGGCAAGGACUUCCGUAAGGGCCUCCUCAAGAAGGGCGCGUGCUACGGGGAUGAUGCGUGCUUCGUUGCCCGGCACCGCUCCGCAGACGUGCUUGGGGUUGCAGAUGGUGUAGGAGGAUGGAGAGACUAUGGAGUUGACCCGUCUCAGUUCUCAGGGACUUUAAUGCGAACGUGUGAACGUUUAGUAAAAGAAGGACGGUUCGUACCAAGUAAUCCCAUUGGAAUUCUCACCACAAGCUACUGUGAGCUGCUGCAAAAUAAAGUACCUUUGCUUGGUAGCAGCACUGCCUGCAUCGUGGUGCUGGACAGAACUAGCCACCGCUUACACACAGCCAACCUGGGCGAUUCGGGCUUCCUGGUGGUCAGGGGUGGCGAAGUCGUGCACCGAUCAGAUGAGCAGCAGCACUACUUCAACACUCCCUUCCAGCUCUCCAUCGCGCCACCCGAGGCCGAAGGGGUGGUCCUAAGUGACAGCCCAGAUGCUGCUGACAGCACGUCUUUUGAUGUCCAGUUGGGCGACAUCAUCCUGACGGCGACAGAUGGACUCUUUGACAACAUGCCUGAUUAUAUGAUCCUUCAGGAGCUGAAAAAGUUAAAGAAUUCAAACUAUGAGAGUAUACAGCAGGCUGCAAGAAGCAUUGCUGAGCAAGCUCACGAGCUGGCCUAUGACCCAAAUUACAUGUCACCUUUUGCACAGUUUGCAUGUGACAACGGAUUGAAUGUGAGAGGUGGAAAGCCAGAUGACAUCACUGUCCUCCUUUCAAUAGUGGCUGAGUAUACAGACUGACUCGCCUCGAUGUCACUUCCAUCUCUCCCUCAUCACCCCCAGCUCCCCCCUGCCACGUGUGCUGAUCCUGCUGGCAGGACCACAUUUCUUUGCCACUGAUCUCGAUGGCCAGUGAUAUCAGCCUUCGCCUGUCUUUCUGAGACCCAGUGAGAUCUUUGUUGAGAACCACUACUGUCACUCACUUGCUCAUAUCUGCCAGCAGCAGCUGAAGAGAAUCAGGAUUUGAAGACUGGCCUCCAUUGCUCACUGUCCUUUCUCAUGAUGGGAUGGAGAUUUUCAAAGCCAAAAUGGCUGUUAGUUUUUAAAAAGUGUUUGGAAUAUUGAAAAUGAGUACUGUUGGUAAAGUGAAUUCAAAAUGACACUGUGUAAAAGGGAUUUUUAAAAUCUAACACAAGUCGUAUGUUAUGAUGCAUCUGCUGGAAACAUAAAUUAUUUGUCAAGAAGUGUUACCCAUGUACUCCCUAAGCAGUCUUCGUUAGGGUGAUUGGUGUGGCUUUAUGUCUUCAUUAUAACUCCUAUUUUUCAGGGGCUUAUAAUUCUGCUCUAAAACAUUGCCCUGGGUUAUGAAAUCUUGAUCCCAGGAGGCUUUUUUGUUACAGAUUGGAAGAGAAAUUCAUUUUAGUUCUGUGGAUACAAAUGUUUUGUGCUUUUUCAAAGAUGCUUACCUGUGCUCCUGUGAUUAAAGUUUUGGCAGUUCAUUGAUUAGUCCAAACCACAGGCUGGUGGCCUGAUCUGCAGGUGGGGUAGGGGGACUCCUGAACAAAAAUUGUUAAUGGAAACAUUUCUCAAGAUUGUAAAAUGCCACAAAGCCUAGAAAUUUCAUGUUAUGGCUGAAAUUCCUCCCGGCUGUCUGACACGAUGCUGCAGGAGCUGUAGGCCCACAGGCCUGUUGGUCACAAAUGGACAGCUGUGACUUUGAAUUUUCUUGGUUUUUGAUGGUCAUGCUCCCCAUAGUCUUACUAUGACCUUUUAUUAGCAGCCUUGCUUUCUGUAGAGCAUGCACCAGUGACUGCACGUGGGAAGAGCACCGUGUGCAGUGGGGCAGCAGCACAAAAGUCCACAUGCAAAACUUCUAGUGAUGAUCUGACAUUUGCAGUUGCCCUAAACAGAAAUUUAGGGGUUUCUGAAUCAAGCUUAAUGUUUACAGUUUCCAAAUAGCCAUUUUGCAGUGUAUAGUUCCUUAUAAAACUACCCACCUUCAGUUUUCCUGUGAUCUGCAAGUCAAACUUAUUUUUAAGGUUUGUGGACAAGUUGACUGCUGUAAAGAUAUAUAUUUUUGGGUCAGUUCCUUCCUUCAUUAACCUGGUGGUAGAAAAAUAUAUAUACUUAGAAAUCCUUAAAUUAAAGCCAUGUUUUAUAUAUAAGUCAGGUAACAUUGAUGUAUAGAUGAGAAUGCAAUUAAACCUGAUGAGAAUCUACUUGAGGAGAAUAUAGAAAGUCUUUUUCUCUAAAGGAGAUACUUACUCCCUGGUUUAUUGCAUUAAAACUUAUGUUUGAGGUUACCUCAACUUGUUUUAAAAGGUUUUGUUUUGUGAAUUUGUACUGUAUAUUUGAGUAACUGUCAAGCUUUUGUUUUAUUUAAAAUUGUUUAACAUGUACCAUGUACAUGUCAUUACUAUAUUUCAAUGCAUCAUGCUUGUAACAGGCAUUUCAUUUAUAAUAAGAAUGAGUUAUUCAUUUGUAAGCCGUUCAGUAAUUUAUCUACUAUUCCUAAAUUGGCAUAAUGUUAGAUAUCUAUUUUGAAUCACCUUUAAUUACAUGUCAGAAUGCCUUAACUACCCUAACUUGACAAAACAGAAUUCUUUGAUAGAGGAGAUGGGGGGAGGGGGGAAUGGAGGGAAACUCUGUUUUAAACAAAUGAGAAAUCAUUGUGCUAUGAUGAACCACAGACACGUGAGUGGCAAGUAGCAGGGUAUUUAUUUUGCACAAACUAUGUGCAGUCUUGGUGUAUUUAAAAAGUGAAGAAAGUUGCAUCCAGAAGGGUUUUGUAGAAAAGAAUACAUUUAUACUUGGGCUGAUGACUUCAGUUCUUUUGUUCGGGGUUUUUAAUUAUUUCUGGUCAGAGGUAUGUAGCCUUAUGAUCUGGAUAUAUCUGCAUUAAUUUUCCAAUGCCUACAUUUAAAUGUUGGUCGGAGCAGUGCCGGUCAAGUUACUGGCUUUUGUCUGCUCUCCUUUAACCCAUCAAACACAAUCUUUGUUGAGCUAGAUUGGUGGUGUGUUACACAACUCAUUUAAUCAACUUCGUCUUUUUUUUUUUUUUUUUUUUUUUUUUUUGAGAAAAAGGUGUUAGAAGUUGACAAUGUGUUUGUUCCAGUGAUGGUGACAAUAGUGGGACAAGAAUUGAAUUUCACAGAGGAAGUGACUUUGGACCUGGCCUGUAGACUAGUGACAUAGAAUGUAUUUUUUCUGUUUUGUUCUUUCCCCUGUCCUUUUUGUGUUAUGCACUUAAUUUUAUUACUGCUGGGGGUUGGUUGAAUGCUGCUUAACAAGAAGCUCUACCCCCUCUCGGUGGUCAGAGGCUGUGUGAGACCCACCCUAGAAUUCCAGGCCACAGGACCCAAGCCUCCAUGGGUGUGGCUGACCUAUACCACUUGGUGGGUCUGAUUCUGAACCAGAUGUGUGUGUUAAUUAUAUUUUAAAUCAAGCAGAAUAAAAACAUACACAUUUGCCUCAUGUAAUGGACUUUUAUAAGAAAAGAGAAAAUUUGGAUUUCUAAUUAACAAAAUGGCAAAUUAUUUAUCCCUCUCUGGAUGCACCAAAGACCAGUAAAGUUUAUAGCUUUUCCAUCUAUAUUUAUAAAGCAAUACUGUAUUAUAUAAAAAAAAUAUUUUUAUCACAUGCUUGAAAUUUUUAUUUGUUCUGUUUUAAAACGUGCACUCUAAACAUAUCAGAACCUUAUUUCUUCCUAUGAACUUAAGCUGUCUGCGCACAAAAAAUUCUGAAUGGAGAUGCAGUGGAGUCCAUAGGCUCUUCAAAACUGAAAUGAGAAUUGAGGGGGGUAGGAAACAAGUUCUUUGUACUGAAUUACUGUACUGGCUUGACACGACUGAUGGGUACUGAGUCACAAAAGAAUCCAUUCCAGGUGUGCAUGUCUGGGAGUUGGACCGUGUCUAGAUUAGCAACUAGAGUUCACGUUUUGCGUGAUGGGAGAGUUUCCUGUCAGCUCCAUUUGUUCUGGACAGACAAGUAGCUCGGAGAUGGAAACCAGCUUCAGCACCACCAGCCUACCACACAAACAAGGCAGGAAUGGUGGGAAUUUACUGAGUCGGUUCUGAGUGUUUUGGAGAUUGUAAACAAGAUCGGCUAGAACUGUAAAUGUUUGUGAUUUGGGUGAGUUCAUGGUUCCUUGUCACCUUAUAUCGGCUAUCUUUGGUAGAAGCUACAGCAUCUAAUUUCCCUGGAAACUGUAUCACAUUCUUGCAUUUAACAAGUUUUGCAAUAUCAAAAAACCAAGAUCUACUUAUUAAACUGAAAAUUUGAAACAAAAAGCCUUUGGAUUCUAUUUGUUAAAAAAAACAACAGUAAACUUAAUCCUUUGCAAAAUCAAAUGUCUCAACUGAAAUUCAACGAUGUCGAUGUCAAAAUUUUAAUUGUUAAAGGUAGUUUGUGGCAAAGAUGGCUAAAUACUGAAGCAAAUUUGAAUUUGUGUAUACUAAUAAGCUGCUGCUUUCUGUUGAGACUAUCAUUAUUUGUCUUACACAAGAGGCAGUUACCUGAAUUGGAUGUCUGAAAUAUAAAUUAUGCAGGAAUAGUUCUGUAAAUACAUUUAAAUAAACU
Choloepus didactylus (southern two-toed sloth) is the source of this 4963-nucleotide messenger RNA. It is a transcript of the gene PPTC7, whose product is annotated as protein phosphatase targeting COQ7. The coding region runs from base 272 to 1186 and encodes 304 amino acids. The transcript has 6 exons. Lineage: Eukaryota; Metazoa; Chordata; Mammalia; Pilosa; Megalonychidae. The record is from RefSeq and is a predicted model, not a curated record.